Molecule: messenger RNA, 1158 nt
Organism: Babesia bigemina
Lineage: Eukaryota; Apicomplexa; Aconoidasida; Piroplasmida; Babesiidae
Product: WD domain, G-beta repeat domain containing protein, putative
Exons: 2
Coding region: 1-1158 (385 amino acids)
Molecular function (GO): protein binding
Source: RefSeq, a predicted model, not a curated record
AUGUGGGUGAAAAAUCUGGACGAUUUUGCCGAGAAGGAUGCGGAGGAAGAUGAUGUCUUUCACCUCAAACCGGGCUGCGUCAUAGACGAUGAUUCCGACUCUGACCAGCCAUUAGACACUACAUACGAGUGCUGGAGAAAGGAAUUCAAGGCUGAAUUGAUUUCUUUGUCGGUACAUCCAGCUUUUCCGGAGGUGGCUCACGUUGCGGUCGGUUCGUGCGACGACACGUGUACGAUAGUCGACUUAUCAUCACAGGACGAAGGAAGCGAGGCUCAACAAACCUUGCUGGGUCCUUUCGAAGAGACCGUGAGUUGCUGCGCAUAUUCCCCCAAUGGCGCUUAUCUGUCGCUCGGCUGCAUGGAUGGCUGCUUUUUGGUUUACAGCACGGUCGGUACGAAGUAUGAUCACAUGUGCACGGUUAACGGGCCCACUGACGGCAUUGAAUGGAUUUCGUGGCUAGGCGACUCUAGCGCCGUGAUGUUUGGUGGCUCAGGCCACACCGUGUACAUUUGGGACCCGCAAUUGCAGACGACGGCUUGCGUGAAUACAACCGACACCAACUCCUGCGGCAAGUUAUGUAUGUACGGUGACAAUGCGUUGGCCGUGUUGGGAGGUGAUGACGGGCACCUCAACAUUGUACGUUAUUCUAACGGCACCGUGGGCAGCGUGAGCGACGUUCCACUUGGCAAAGAUUCAGUGACUUGCGUCGACUGCCACGAUACUGUACAGCUCGCUGUGGCGGGGUUAUACGAUGGAUCUCUGUACUUCGUGGGACUAACUAAGAAAAGUAUAUCCGCAUCAUUUCUGGAGGAUCACACCGACACUGUGGAGGCGGUGAAAUUUUGCACCGGUGCGUCGUCCACGAUGGCUGUGAGCUGCGGUCAUGACGGCCGAGUAAUUACGUGGGAUUGCGAGCGCAUGGCCAAGCUGAACGUCGUGCCACUGUUGUCGAAGCUGACCCGCAUGGUGUGGGUGCCGUCCGUGUUGGUGGUGGCUGUGAGCAACGUUCGUGGGGAGCUCUACACGUUGAAGAACGGCAAGGUGAUCAAGCACAACCGUCCGCACCAGAAAAUGGUACUGGACCUGGCGACUCUUCCGUGCGACGACGACGAAUGCGCCCUGCUAUCAGUGUCUGAGGACGGAUCCAUGGUAAUGUAA